UGGACUCCCCUCUGUCCCACAGUAAUGGACUGUUCCUGUGUGGCAGGUGAUCCGGAGGGGCUGGCUCACCAUCAACAUCAGCAUCAUGAAGGGGGGGUCCAAGGCCUACUGGUUUGUCUUGACGGCAGAGUCUCUGUCCUGGUACAAGGAUGAGGAGGAGAAAGAGAAGAAGUACAUGCUGCCUCUGGACAACCUGAAGCUGAGAGAUUUGGAGAAGGGCUUCAUGUCAGCUAAACACAUCUUCGCCAUCUUCAACACGGAGCAACGGAACGUGUAUAAGGACCUGCGUCAGAUCGAGCUGGCAUGUGACUCUCAGGAGGAUGUGGACAGCUGGAAGGCCUCUUUCCUCAGAGCAGGAGUCUACCCUGAGAGGGACCAGGUAGAGAGUGAGGAUGUGCUGUCUCCUAGCGACAGCGUCUCCAUGGACCCUCAGCUGGAGCGGCAGGUGGAGACCAUCAGGAACCUGGUGGACUCCUACACCGGCAUUGUCAACAAGGCCGUCCGAGACCUCAUGCCCAAGACCAUCAUGCACCUCAUGAUCAACAGCGCUAAGGACUUCAUCCACUCUGAGCUGCUGGCGUACCUGUACUCCUCCGGGGACCAGAACAGCCUGAUGGAGGAGUCAUGUGACCAGGCCCAGCGCCGUGACGACACUCUGAGAAUGUACCACGCUCUCAAAGAAGCAUUGCACAUCAUCGGUGACAUCACCACCACCACCGUCUCCGCUCCCCUGCCCCCGCCCGUGGACAACUCUUUGAUGGCCAAGGAACCCAGCCCCCCCCCUGCUGCCCGCCCCCCCCCUGCCUCUGCCCCCGCUCCCAGUCGCCCCCCAGCAGUGAGAGGCUCCACCCCUGGUCCCCCUCCCCCCCUGAACCCUGCCUCCACCCCGGCCUACAUCACCCCUCCCAUCCCCUCCCGACCCGGGCCCCCCCCGGAGCUCCAACCCCAGGUCCCCUCCAGGCCGGCCCGCAUACCUCCCGCCUUGCCGCCCGGCAUCCCCAGCAGAAGACCUCCAGCAGCUCCCAACCGUCCCACCAUCAUACGACCUUCAGAACCCUCCCUGCUGGACUAGACACACACAUACUGUACAUACACACACACAUCCGUGCACAUACAUGCACCUAAACACAUACGCACUUAAAAUCACUCACUCACCAUUAUACACACACACACACACAGCCUGCAAACGAUCCAUUCGAUUUGUUGUGUUUGAUAAUAGAUUGUUUAUUGAUUAGGAAGUCUGCGAGCUUUGUUUUAUCUAUUGCCUAUGUAAUGCAAAUACCUUGUAAUCAAAUAGUAUUAUUAUUGAAAACUGUUGUCUGCUUCAGUGCAGAAACACUUUGUACUUCUGACAUUUAACUGACUGAAUGAACAGAGCCCCCCAAACCCCGUCUCCUCCACCACACACUUCUCAUAUACAUCGUAAACAUGACUUUACGCCCUGGAGAAGAAGUUGACCCCCCCGAUUAUCGUAUAAUUCGCACUUCGAUUCAAAGCCUUUUAAAAUUCAAAACAUUAUGCCAUUAAUUUGCUUGUGAAAGUGUGUGUGUGUGUGUGCGUGAGGUUACAAAUACAAUAAAGCACAGCAAACAAUAAUAGAUGUGAAUCAAAUGUAUUUUUAUUGUGUAAAAACAAUGAAAUAAAAUUCAGUAACUGCCAUGGCAAUGUGUAGAUGUGUUUGUCAUUAUCCCUUUAAAAGUACAAUCAUAGGUCUCGACCACACUGCCCACAUGAUCAAUAAACUAAACAUACAUUUCCAUGGUAAACGUUACACUGGCCUUGCUAAAUUUACAAUGAUUACACAUUCAGUAAACUUGACGUUGACUGUAAACUUGAUGACAUGUUCCACUAACUUUAUGUUGGCCUCUAUACUUGUGGAUUAUAAAAUCUAUCAGAUCACACAGGGCAUCAUGGGAAAUGUGCAAAAGGGAAAGCUAAAAAGUUUGAGACUCACUCACAGUAAAAACCACAUACCCCCCUCGUACAUCUACAAUCCUUCUGUCAUUCUCUACAUAUCAGCAUAGGCACGUUCACCAUCAUCAGUAACUCCCUAAACCAUGCAGUGUGAUUGGUUGUUCAGUGGCAUACAGCGGGGCAG
Molecule: messenger RNA, 2098 nt
Organism: Osmerus eperlanus (European smelt)
Lineage: Eukaryota; Metazoa; Chordata; Actinopteri; Osmeriformes; Osmeridae
Product: dynamin-2-like
Exons: 7
Coding region: 86-1072 (328 amino acids)
Biological process (GO): synaptic vesicle endocytosis
Cellular component (GO): microtubule; membrane; cytoplasm
Molecular function (GO): GTPase activity; GTP binding; microtubule binding
Source: RefSeq, a predicted model, not a curated record